Chelonus insularis is the source of this 2014-nucleotide messenger RNA. RefSeq names its product solute carrier family 28 member 3-like (gene CNT2). Gene Ontology annotation, biological process: nucleoside transmembrane transport. Gene Ontology annotation, cellular component: plasma membrane. The coding region runs from base 24 to 1847 and encodes 607 amino acids. The transcript is spliced from 12 exons. The record is from RefSeq and is a predicted model, not a curated record. Gene Ontology annotation, molecular function: nucleoside:sodium symporter activity. NCBI's taxonomy places the organism in Eukaryota, Metazoa, Arthropoda, Insecta, Hymenoptera, Braconidae.
CUUUCUCACGACUUAAACUUAUAAUGACAAUGGCAGGAAUAGCAAGUCCAGCAUUUAAUGAGGUUGAGAGGAGAAUUAGCAGUAAUAGUUUGAGACUCUCUGUUGAUCUUAGUGUAGAGCAAAAUGACGCCGACAUGAGUGAAGAAAAAAAGUAUUAUCGCGAUAGUCAUUACCUCGAGAAAGGAGAAAAUCUAUCGAAAACGACAUCAUUAAAUGGGUCAUGGUUUUCGAGGAAUCGAGGACUAGGAAAAUACAUUGCAAUUUUAAUUUUACAUAUUUUGGUGUUAAUUUAUUUUAUUUUUGCCAGUUUACAUUGGUCUAAGCACAACAAUAAUUGCGUUUUUGAAUGGUGUGAUGGCUAUGGAAUGCUUCUAUUAUUAGUAGGACUCACCUAUUUAGGCCUUUGCUACUACUAUAUCGUUAAGAGAUACUUUUCAUCAUCCAUAAAACGACUUACUCGUCCUAUUAGCUUAUCUUUGGACUCAAUUAGUAAAAAAAGAUACGCAUGUUGUGUUUUCAAAACAAUAUUUUAUACAGCUGUUGCAAUUGGAUUUAUAGUAUUUUUAAUUUUUGAUACUAUCGAAUCAAGAGAACGACUAAUCAGCGGAAUUGGAGUUGUAGUUUUGAUGACAUUUGGAUUUGUUUUUUCAAAAUAUCCUCGUCAGGUGAACUGGAGACCAGUAAUAUGGGGUUUGAUACUCCAAUUUGGCUUUGGAUUAAUUACAAUCCGUUGGCCUGCUGGACGAGCUAUUUUUCAAUGUAUGGCUGAAAAAGUUGCUACUUUUCUUGCUUUUGCUAAAGAUGGGUCAUCUUUUGUUUUCUCCGAACAACUCAGUGGCAUAUUUGCAUUUUCAGUUUUGCCAGUGAUAUUUUUCUUUAGUUUUAUGAUACAGAUUCUCUACUAUUUAGGUGCAAUGCAAUGGAUUAUUUUAAAACUGGGAUGGCUAUUACAUGUAGUAAUGGGCACCACAGUUUGUGAGUCUCUUAAUUCAGCUGCUAAUACAUUUCUUGGAAUGACAGAAUCUCCUUUGUUGAUAAGACCUUAUAUAAGUAAAUUAACGACGUCUGAAAUUCAUUCAGUAAUGUGCUCUGGAUUUGCUACAGUGUCAGGGACAGUGUUAGCUGCCUACAUAAGUUUUGGUGCAGAUCCUGCUCAUUUACUAACAGCUUCUGUAAUGUCAGCACCAGCAGCUCUUUGUUACUCGAAAUUGUUCUAUCCAGAAACUGAGAAGAGUCAAACAACCUUUAAAAAUAUUCCCCUUCAAAAAUCAGAUGAUACUAGUGUCAUGGAUGCAGCUACAAAAGGAGCUUUAGCAGGAAUUCCUCUAGUUCUAGGAAUUGUCGCUAAUAUUGUAGCUUUUGUAUCUUGUGUAUCAUUUCUCAAUGCAGUUUUGUCAUGGCUUGGUGGAUUGGUUGGUUUUCCUGAAUUGACAUUCGAGUACAUUCUUUCAAAAGCCUUUAUGCCUCUCAGCUGGAUUAUCGGCAUUCCUUGGGACCAGUGUGAAGAUGUUGGAACGUUAAUUGGUUUGAAAACUGUUGUGAAUGAAUUUGUGGCUUACCAAAAGCUUGGAGAAUUUAAAAAAGCUGGUCGAUUAACUGCUAGGGUAGAAGGAAUUGCAACUUAUGCGAUUUGUGGUUUUUCGAAUCCUGGUUCCAUUGGUAUAAUGAUGGGAGGACUUGGUUCUAUGGCUCCUGAUAAAAGAGAACAGAUAGCGCAAGUUACUAUUCGUGCUUUUAUAGCUGGAUCUGCUGUUUGUUUUUUGACGGCUGCCAUUGCUGGAAUUUUAAUGACUGACGAUACUUAUACUUCAGUUUCUCUUAAUUCUACUACAAUAUCAAGCAUUUAAAUAUUACUCCAAUUAUAAAGAACAAAUAGUACUUAAAUAUUAAAAAGUAUUAAAAACAAUAAAUGUGCUGUUCUAUGCAAAAUAUUCUUUUGAUUGCGUACUUCAACAUAAUUACUGCAAUUCAUUCUUAUCACAAUAUAAUAAUAAAUAUGUACACUUUUCUUGUA